AUGAUCUACUGCGAUGCACCCGAUUCUCUGCUCUACACGGUAUACACUGUCACCAAGACCCCGCAAUCGCUUAUAUUACCCGGAUGGUCCGAAGCGGAUUUCGAAGCCUACGGGUCGUAUCAUGAGAUCAGCCGACCUUAUGUGGCUGAGCUUAUCGUUUUUGUGCCAGAAGGUGCGGGACAAUUCGAUACUCUGUAA
Messenger RNA from Penicillium bovifimosum, 198 nucleotides. RefSeq lists its product as uncharacterized. The transcript is spliced from 2 exons. The record is from RefSeq and is a predicted model, not a curated record. Bases 1 to 198 code for a protein of 65 amino acids. NCBI's taxonomy places the organism in Eukaryota, Fungi, Ascomycota, Eurotiomycetes, Eurotiales, Aspergillaceae.